Messenger RNA from Coprinopsis cinerea okayama7#130, 2532 nucleotides. RefSeq lists its product as hypothetical. The transcript has 3 exons. The record is from RefSeq and is a predicted model, not a curated record. Bases 1 to 2532 code for a protein of 843 amino acids. Lineage: Eukaryota; Fungi; Basidiomycota; Agaricomycetes; Agaricales; Psathyrellaceae.
AUGAGGUUGAGAAUCGAAACCUGUCCUACACUUCCACCGCUACGAGUCUGGAUCGUCGUACCCUCCCCUCCCCUCCAACCUCUAUGCCCAUCCACGAGUGCUACCGUUCCACUUCCACCACCCCAAUCUCAUGCCACGCAAUCUCGACUGCAAUCACCCAGCCAUGGUCAUACCACGACUACUGCUCCAACUAUCAGAACGAUUAAAGAUAUCAAAAGGAGUGUGAUACCUAAUUUACCGGGGUUGAAGCAGUUGAAGUUGGAUUGGAGGCGGAUGGUGUUGUCGAUGGAGGGGUUUGAGUUGUUGGAUGAGGGGGAGGUUGUGGGGUUGUUGAGGGAGGGGGAUUUGGUUGUUUUGGGGUAUAGGGAGGAGGCGGUGGUGGAUGGUCUGGGUGAUGGGAAGGCCAAGGAGAAAGGGAAAGAGAGUAGGAAGAGGAAGAGGGAGGAGAGUGAGAGUGAUUCGGAGAGUUCGGAGAGUUCAAGUUCGUCCAGUUCCAGCUCCAGCUCGAGUUCGAGCUCGUCGUCGUCGAGUUCAAGCUCAUCAUCAUCCUCGUCCUCCUCUUCCUCAAGCUCGACCUCAUCCUCCAAGCACACCGCCAAAAAACGCAAACCCAACUCCAAAUCUAAAGACGAACUGGCUGCUGAACGAAUUCUCUCUCUCAUUUCUUCCAAACUUCCUUCUGGUGCAUCGUCCAAGACUACCUGUGGGCCAUCUAAGUUCAGGAAGCAAUACGCGAACCUCCUCGCGAAAAUGCGGAAACGGAAGAAGAUGUAUGAGGGUGGAGCCAAGUGGGAGGAUGUAGGUGGGGAGGAGCUUGUGCAGGAGGUUGCGAAGUUGGUUGAGGGGUUGGUUGGGGAGGGUGACGAGGAAGAGAGUGACAGUGGGAGUGAGAGUGGAAGUGAGAGUGAUAGUUCGUCGAGUUCAGGUUCCAGUUCGAGUUCAUCGAGUUCAGCGUCAAGUUCGGAUUCGGAUUCUUCCUCGAGUGAUACCUCCUCGGGUUCCUCGAGCUCUGGAUCGUCAGCUCCGAGUGUUCGUGGAGUUGGGCCUUCUAGUUCGAAAGCGAAUGGGAAGGAGAAGGCCGUUUCAAAAUCACUACAAUCCUCAACACCCAAACCUCCUCCCAUGCAACCCAAAACCAAAAGCGCACCUCCCGCACCUUCGAAAACCACUAAAUCUGUCAUUCCUGGUACGGCCACGACCCACGUCCCACCAGGCCUCGGAAAACCUACGACUCAUUCGAGGAAUGAGAGGAGGAGGAAGAAGCGGAGGGCUGAGAAGGAGGCCGCUGCAGCCGUCGCUGGGAGUGCACCUCCCCCGAAAGGGAGCUCGGAUGCUAAUUUGGUGCCGUUGGGGUCGAGGACUGGAGUUGGAGUGGAUGCGGAGGGCGGGAUUGGGAUGGAGGUUGACCAGGCAGGGGUAGGUGUUGGUGCGGGUGUCGGUGGAGGCUCGAGUAGAGGGUCUGUCCAGCCGGGGAAUCAUGCGCAACCACAGCCUACCUCGAGCUCAUCCUCCACGAUGAAGGGCGCGCAGUCAGGCGCUCGCGCUCUCGUCGUGAACUCGAGCGCGGACGAGGACGCGUUCCCGAAGAUCAUGAUGGCCUCGUUGAGGAAUAAGAAUAAGAAGAAGGGUUUUUUCAAGCAGGUUAUGAUGGAUAGGUUGAAUGGCGGGCCUGAGAAGCGGAAGAUUAGGUUUGGGGAGGGUGAGGAAGGGGGUGGGGAUGUCCAAAUGGACGCGGGUGGACAUGAAGAGGAAGACGAGGACAUGUACGCGGACGAAGAAGAAGAGAUGGGGUACGAAGCCGGUGAAUCCUCCGCCACUGGUCUUUCAACUUCCAAAUCGACACCCUCGCCGACGAAGAAGCGGGCCUACUCAAGGCCGCGGCUCGUGCCGCCAUCUGAACUUCAAGAACAAGGGCGCUUACCGGCGAAUAUAUUUGUCACGAGUGUGGAUGUUGAGGAGGGGAUGUGGGAUGGGCAGCAUAAUACUGGUUCGCGACCGAAGAAGAAGAAGAGGAAGAAGAAUAGGGAUGUGGAGGAUGUGUUGUAUGAGGAGGAGGUAGUGGAGGAUGGACAGUUUAUGGAUGCUGAUGCUGAUGCGGGUCCGGCUGCGGAGGAAGAUGGCGUUAUGCAGUUGGUUUACGAUGAUGGGCCGUAUGAGGCACAAAAGGAUCAGGAAAAGGAAGGAGAAGUUGAUUGGGAGAAGGCGGAGAAGGAGUGGGAUAAUUUUAGAGUUGUGAAGGAGAAGAGUGAGGUUGUGGUUAGGAUGUUGCUCGGGUGGAAGGAACUCUCUAUCAAUCCUACGACGUUCUCCCCGGAGAUGAUGCUCAAUCUCGGAAAGGUUACGAAAGUGGACGGAGACGGGGACACUUUGACGAUUCGGCAUGUGAAGAAGCCAUUCCAGGGAUCGGAGACUGCUAUGGCGUUUGGGCUCGUUCAGGCCAGUGAAGGCGAGGAACCAGAUUCGGAAGAAAGUCACGAGGAGGCGGUUGGAUGGGAUGCGGUGGUUGGUCAUUGGAGGGUCGUGAUCUUGUAA